Molecule: messenger RNA, 774 nt
Organism: Rotaria sordida
Lineage: Eukaryota; Metazoa; Rotifera; Eurotatoria; Philodinida; Philodinidae
Source: the annotation of a GenBank genome assembly
AUGACAAAUUUAGAAAAACUUGGUUUAUAUCUUUCGAUCUUUGUUGAUGAAAGAUUUAUUGAUGGAAAUAAUUUGAAGAAAAAUAUUCUUUAUCAUAUGUCACAAUUAAAUCAAUUUUCAUUUCAUAUUCGUUCUACUAUGUUUAUUAAUAAUGAAAUAAAUUUACCAUCAAAACAAGACAUUCAACAGACAUUCAUAGAUUUUAAAGAUAAUCAAAUUAUCUCUUAUGUUGAUUAUUUUCUAGAACUAAAUCAAGGUCAAUGUCAUAUAUAUUCAUAUCCGUUUCUAAUGAAAUAUUAUGAAGAUAUAACAAAUAAUUUUCCAGGUGGAUUAUAUCCAUAUGUUCGUGUAGUAACAUUAUAUGAUGAACAACCUUUUGAACAUGAAUUUUUUAUUCGAAUUAGUCAAUCAUUUCCAUUUAUGGAAAAAUUAACUGUGAUUAAUCGUCAUGCAAAAAAUCACAAACAAUCUUAUAAAUCAAUGAAUGAUAAUCAGAAUUUAUCGAUUGCUAAAUAUUAUCAUCUUACUGAUCUUGCUAUUCGACAAGUUCAUGAUGAUUAUGUCGAAGAAUUUCUCUCUGAUACGAAAACAUUUUUAUGCAAUAAUAUUCUUCUUUUUAUCGAUUAUAAAUCAUUACAAAGAGUAACACAUGACUGUACAAGAGAUGAUACACGAAUUAAUUGUACAAAAAUAAAUGAAAUAUUUUUGUUGGGACCAAAGAACUAUUCUAUUACAUCUUUACAAGAUUAUUUUCCUUUUGCAAAAAUAUAUUGA